GCCGAGAUAGACAAAGCUGCAAGAUUGAAGGCUGACGUACUGCAAAGACUUGCAGCUAUUGACGAAAAACUAACAGCAUCGAGCAUGCAGUCUGGAUUUAUUGAGACUGAGAGUCAAAACGUCGGUUGGUCUCCUCCUAGUCCUUUGAGUGAGAACAGAGUCACCUCAUGCUCGGUGAAACUCUAAGAUCGUCAGAGUGAAGCUUCCAAAAGUGGAGGUACGCAAGUUUAGUAGAAAGCUGGAAGAUUGGCAGAGUUCUGGGAUUCCUUCAAACCUCAGAGGCUUACCGCUAGAACCGGCGAGAUCUGUUAUUGUGGGAUUUGCCUCAUCCUCGUCCGCAAAUUAUGAGGCAGCUUUUGAACUCCUAAAAAAGCGAUUCAGAAAAAAGACCACGAUCCAGGUGAAGCAAUAAAAGUGUUCAAUAAAAGUGGCGAGACUGCAUGGCCUCUAUGAUUAGUGGAGGCAAAAUACAAAGGCCUUCCACAUACUUCGAGAUAGUCAUCCCUGUGCUGCUGGAAAGGAUUCUUUGGACUUGACAAUCACCCGAAGAAAGCAGUACUUGAAGUGGACCCUCAAAGACAAGCUGGAUUCUCUGUUAACUGUGCAACAGAGUGGAACAAGUGAUGGCAGGAAGGAACUCGAAACAGCCAGUGCAUUAUUUGCAAACAAAGGAGGGGACAAGAGAUGCGCAUUUUGCCUUGGAGGCCACCUCCUAGUGGAUUGCAAGAAAGUGCAAGACAUAGGAGAAUGA
Messenger RNA from Porites evermanni, 751 nucleotides. The record is from the annotation of a GenBank genome assembly. NCBI's taxonomy places the organism in Eukaryota, Metazoa, Cnidaria, Anthozoa, Scleractinia, Poritidae.